AUAGGGUUGGUUUUUCUAAUUCUGUAAAAAAUGACUUUGGUAAUUUGAUAGGAAUUGAAUUGAAUUUGUAGACAGCUUUAGGCAGUAUGGUCUUUUUAACUAUACUGAUCCUUCCAGUCUAUGCACGUGGGAUGUUUUUCCAUUUGUUUGUGUCACAGUUUUCUUUAUCAGUGUUUUGUAGUUCUCCUGGUACACAUCCUUCACCUUCUUGGUUAAAUGUAUUCCUAGGUAGUUCUUGACUUGGUCCUCAGCGAGGUUGUUUUUGGUAUAUAGAAAUGCUACUGAUUUCUGUAGAUUGUGUCCUGAAACUUUACUGAAUUCAUUUAUUAAAUCUAAGAGUUUUUUGGUGGAAAAUAUGUCUUAAUAGGUUAAGGAAAUGGAAGGGAUUCUGAAGAGAAGAUAUCCCAAUUCUUUACCUGCUUUAAUAUUGGCUGCAUCAGCAGCUGGUGAUACAGUGGAUAAAAAUACAGUAGAAUUUAUGGAGAAAAGGAUAAAAAAGCUAGAAGCUGAUCUGGAGGGCAAAGAUGAAGAAGCAAAGAAAAGCCUUCGUACCAUGGAACAGCAGUUUCAGAAAAUGAAGAUUCAGUAUGAACAAAGACUAGAGCAGCAGGAGCAGCUACUUGCCUGCAAAUUGAAUCAACAUGACUCUCCCAGAAUUAAAGCACUAGAGAAGGAACUUGAUGACAUUAAGGAAGCCCAUCAGAUCACUGUAAGAAACCUUGAAGCCGAAAUAGACAUUCUUAAACAUCAGAAUGCUGAAUUAGACGUCAAGAAAAAUGAUAAAGAUGAUAAAGAUUUUCAGUCUAUAGAAUUCCAGGUGGAACAGGCUCAUGCUAAAGCUAAAUUAGUAAGACUCAAUGAAGAACUGGCUGCAAAAAAGAGAGAAAUACAAGACCUUUCAAAAACUGUGGAGAGGCUUCAGAAAGAAAGAAGAAUGAUGCUAUCAAAUCAGAACUCUAAGGGCAGAGAGGAAAUGUCUGCCAAAAGGGCAAAGAAAGAUGUGUUGCACUCAAGUAAAGGGAAUGCUAACUCCUUCUCUGGAACCCUGGACAGCAAGCUUUACCAACCACAUACUUUCACUGAUUCCCAUGUUUCAGAAGUUUUGCAAGAAAACUACAGAUUAAAAAAUGAGCUAGAGGGAUUAAUUUCAGAGAAGAAUGAGCUGAAGGUGAAAUCUGAAGCAGCAAUCAAUCAAUUUGAAAACUCCAUGAGAAGGGUCAAGGAAGAUACUGCAGCAUACAUUGCAUCCCUCAAAGCAUCUCAUCAGAGAGAAAUAGAGAAACUCCUUUGCCAAAAUGCAGUAGAAAAUUCUUCUUCCAAAGUAACGGAACUAAAUCGUAAAAUAGCAACUCAAGAGGUACUUAUAAGACAUUUCCAAAGUCAAGUUAAUGAGCUGCAGAGUAAACAAGAGUCUCUUGUAGUUUCUCAAGUUCGAGAAGAAAUUCUACAGAAAGAGGUUACAAAACUCUUAGAAGAAUUGAGAGAAGCCAAAGAAAACCAUACACCAGAGAUGAAACAUUUCGUGGGCUUAGAAAAGAAAAUUAAGCAGAUGGAAAUGAGACAUGCACAAAGAGAACUGGAACUUCAACAGAUAAUACAGCAAACACACCAAGCAGUGGAAACUGAGCAAAACAAAGAAGUUGAAAAAUGGAAAAGACUGGCACAGUUAAAGAAUCGUGAGCUGGAGAAGUUCCGCAUAGAACUAGACUCAAUAUUAGAUGUUCUCCGAGAGCUGCACCGGCAAGGGGUGGUUGUGCCAGUUGCUUUUGCAGAUGAAGUGAGUGCACCAGAGUAUUCCUAGAAACUCAGAUUUCAUAAUGACCUUAUUAAAAGGCCUAAAAAAUGGAUGGGAUUGUGCCACUGCCAGGACAGCUUAUGAAAAACAAAUGUUCCAGUAUGUUUCCAGAAAGCAAACAACCAAAGCAACAUUUCAAAAUAAAUUGCCUUUAACCAAUAAAAACAUAUCAUGGUGUAUUUUACUAAAAAUCAUUAACCAGUCACAUUUUAAGUGAUUUAUGGACAGGUUCCUUUAUAGCCGAGAAGGUCUCACUUGUAUGCUAGAAAUAGAAAGAAAAGAAAAUUGAACAUACUGUGCCACAUUUUUAUUGAUAAUGUGGGAUUUUUUUAAUUUUUAUUUUAGAUCCAGGGGAUAUAUGUGCUUGUUGUAACAUGGGUGUAUUGAAUAAUGGUGGGAAUUGGGCUUCUAGUGUACUCAUCACCUAAGUAUUAAACACUGUACCCAAUAGGUAAUUUUUCAACCCUUACUGCCCCUCACACUCUUUACCCUAUUGGAGUCCCCAGUGUCUAAUCUGCAUCUUUAUGUCUGUGUAUACCCAUUGUUUAGCUCCUACUUUUAAGUGAGAACAUAUGCAAUAUUUUAUUUUUUACUUCUGAUUUAGUUCACGUUAAGACAAUGGCCUCCAGCUCCAUCCAUGUUGCUGCAAAUGACAUGAUUUCAUUCUUUUUUAUAGUUGCAUAAUACUCCAUUUAUAUGUAUCUCUAUAUAUCUCUCUCUCUCACGUUUUCUUUAUCCAGUCAAUUGUUGGUAGAUACUUAAGUUGGUUCCAUGAACUUGCUGUUGUAAAUAUUGAUGCAAUAAACAUACAUGUGCAGAUAUCUUUUUUA
Cercocebus atys (sooty mangabey) is the source of this 2625-nucleotide messenger RNA. It is a transcript of the gene CEP162, whose product is annotated as centrosomal protein 162kDa. NCBI's taxonomy places the organism in Eukaryota, Metazoa, Chordata, Mammalia, Primates, Cercopithecidae. The coding region runs from base 377 to 1801 and encodes 474 amino acids. Gene Ontology annotation, biological process: cilium assembly. The record is from RefSeq and is a predicted model, not a curated record. Gene Ontology annotation, cellular component: centrosome; axonemal microtubule; centriole. The transcript has 6 exons.